AGUAGAGAAAGGCCCACAAUGUGGUCCUCCACAGGCGCACAGGCACAUCGACGAAAACAGUUGGGCCGUAAGUGCACAGCAACCAAAAGGAGGGACUCGCCCAAUAGCACCGCCGCGCCGUGCCACUGCCAAUACCAACCAUAGUCGAGGCGCUGCUUUUUGUCUCACUCUCUCUCGAGAGAGAAGAGAGGAGUGAAUAAGGGCGAAACCCGAAACCCUGUUAUCCUCUCGACUACAUCGAGUUCAAAGUGAGAGCAAUGGGGGUGCGCGUGGGCUUUGCUAUAUGGUGGUAUGGAAUAAACUAAAGUCAUGCAAACUGGAUAGCCGGAAAGCAAGAGGAGACACCAACCCCUCUUAGGACUCCAAUCGCUUUGUUCGCUCAGUUUUAUGGAAUUUUGAUCUCUGAUUCGCGUAAGCAAUAUAUCCAUACCGAAUCUGUCUAUCAUCAUGUCUCUUGUUUUCUAUUUAUUACUGGAAUGCCACUUUUGCAUCUGACUCUCUCUCUCUCUCUCUCUCUCUCAGAGUUCUGUUUUCGUAAGUUUUGUUACUUGUAUUUCUUCUCUCUUUGCUUCUUGAAAUCCCUUCUCUGUCUAAAAAUAUACCCGUUAGAUAAAGGGUUAUUUUUUUCCCGAGCAUUAUGAGCGAACCAGAAGAAAGGUUUUCAGGCAUGGACUCGGUGUUAUCAGGUUGUGCACUUGAUCCUGCAAAAUAUAGCCAGCUAAGCUUGGGAGAGAAAAGAGCACUAGUCCACGAGAUUGCCCGAUGGUCAAAAGAUGCCCCAGAUAUUCUUCGUUCUUUUACCCGUCCAGAGCUUCUCGAAAUCAUCUGUGCUGAAAUGGGCAAAGAGAGAAAGUACACGGGAUACACAAAAUCUCAAAUGAUAGAACACCUUCUAAAGUUAGUUUCUCAGAAUUUUGAGGGGCGAAAUUCAUUUGCCUUUUCUCCUGCUCGUAUUGGAUUAAAAAGGAAAAGGAAUGUAGUCCCUCCUUCUCAACUAUUGACUGACCUAAAUCAUGCUCCUCCAGAAAACAAUGAAGAAGAACAUGUGAAAAUUCUGCUGUGUCAGAAUGUAGCUUGCAAGGCUUCUUUAACUCCAGAGGAUGCCUUUUGCAAGAGAUGUUCUUGCUGUAUCUGUCAUUAUUAUGAUGAUAACAAGGAUCCUAGUCUGUGGUUGACCUGUGAGAAUGACCUCUGCGGAUUGUCUUGCCAUCUUGAAUGUGCGUUGAAGCAUGAAAGAGCUGGUAUUUUGAAGAAUAAAUGUUGUAAAAAGCUGGAUGGAAGCUUCUAUUGUGUAUCAUGUGGAAAAAUCCAUGGGCUAAUGAGAACCUGGAGGAAACAAUUGCUGGUUGCCAAGGAGGCUAGAAGAGUGGAUGUACUAUGUCUACGGUUAUCUUUGGCUCAAAAGAUUCUCUUGGGAACAGCACUAUACAAAGAAGUGCAUAGGACAGUGGAUUCUGCGGUGAAAAUACUGAAAGAUGAAGUGGGCCCUCUAGAUCAGGUAUGCAAAAGUAUGGCACGCUGCAUCGUCAACAGACUCCCUUGUGGUGCUGAGGUCCAGAAGUUAUGUGCUUCUGCUGUGGCAUCUUUUGAUUCGACGUUUUGCCUGGAUUAUAUGGAAAAGAAAUAUCCAUUUGCUUGUCGGAUCCAGUUUGAAGACUCCACCCCUACCUCGGUGAUCAUUGUGCUAGAAUAUGAAGAUCAUCUGUUAAAAGAAUACCUAGGCUGCAGACUCUGGCAUCGCAAGUCUGUCAUGAAGGAUUAUCCAGAGCAACCCACUUUCAUUGUAUUUAGGCCAGAGAAGAGAUUCAAGAUAAGCCACCUUCACCCUUCUACUGAGUAUUUCUGCAAGGUUUCUUUGUUUAGCAGCACAGGGGUAUUGGGUGUUUUGGAAGCUAAAUGGGAGACACCCACAUCGGAUAGAAGCUGUUUUACAGCUUUAAAACAUGGAAAGACAGAACAUACAAUUAUAGGGCAAGAUCAUCUUCAGGUGGAGUCAACCAAGUUUGGUAACAAUAAAUUAGCACCUCCUGCAAAGCUUCAACCGUUGGUCGACAUCAACAAGAGCAAGAGUGAAAGGUAUUGCUCGCCGUCUCUUUUCAUUGAAACUGUUUCUCCUUCCACUCCUUGUAAGUGCAGUGGAAUGCGAGCAGUUCCAGAUAUGGGUUGUAAAAAGCGCGUAGAGGAAAUUGAUUAUGAGCAUUCCGUGCAAGUGGUCAAAUUGUUAGAGCAUGAAGGGCACCUGGAUGAAGAUUUUAGAGUAAAAUUUCUCACUUGGUUCAGCCUCAAAGCCACAGAGCAAGAGAGAAGGGUGGUUAAUGUCUUCGUGGCUACUUUGCUUGACGACCCUCCUAGCUUAGCCGGACAGCUUAUGGAUACCUUCAUGGACAAGAUAUGCUGUGAACAAAAACCAGUCAAUUCUAGGCAUGGCUUUUGCUUUAGCCUGUGGCAUUAAUGCUGAAUAGUUAUUUUAUUUUGCAUGAAUAUUUUAGAGAGUAACCAAAGACAUGUAGGCUUUUUACUGGCAAAACAGAAAAAUAUAUUUGGCUACUUCAAGCCAGAAAAAUGUGAAGCUCCUUGACUUUUAUCUCUCA
This is a messenger RNA of Carya illinoinensis, 2591 nucleotides long. RefSeq names its product VIN3-like protein 2. NCBI's taxonomy places the organism in Eukaryota, Viridiplantae, Streptophyta, Magnoliopsida, Fagales, Juglandaceae. Gene Ontology annotation, biological process: vernalization response; epigenetic regulation of gene expression. The transcript has 4 exons. Bases 638 to 2452 code for a protein of 604 amino acids. The record is from RefSeq and is a predicted model, not a curated record.